GUGAUAUUUUCUUCUUUGGCUUGCCUCCUCCAUUGCUUUGCUAAGCGUUGUCGCAGGUUUAUUUUCUCUAAGACAAAGUAUUUUAGUUUUGAGUUUUUAAGUACAUUAUCAGUUAUCCCGAGCAGGAAUAUUGUGUUAUAUGGUUUAGUUUUUCAGAGUGAGGUCUUGAAGUCAACACAGAGGCGUUAAGAGGUUUCGUCGCUAGCUUGAGCUAGCCGCCGAUGCUAGUUAACUGUUAGUUUGAUGCCGUCUAACUAAUAUACAGAAGGUGCUGAAAAAUACCAGAGCGUCGUAACGAAGGAUGCUGGCUACGGGAGCAGCAGUGACUAAUGUCACAGCCCUGGCCCAGGUGGACAGGGAGAAGAUCUACCAAUGGAUCAAUGAGCUGUCUAGUCCAGAAACAAGAGAAAAUGCCUUGUUAGAACUCAGCAAGAAAAGGGAGUCUGUGCCAGACCUGGCACCGAUGCUAUGGCACUCAUGUGGCACUAUUGCUGCACUGUUGCAGGAAAUUGUGAACAUCUAUCCAUCGAUAAACCCCCCCACACUGACGGCUCACCAGUCUAACAGAGUGUGCAAUGCCCUGGCACUUCUACAGUGUGUCGCCUCUCACCCAGAGACACGGUCAGCGUUUCUUGCUGCUCACAUACCCCUGUUCCUUUACCCUUUUCUACACACUGUGAGCAAAACCCGGCCAUUUGAGUAUCUGCGUCUUACCAGCCUGGGAGUCAUAGGAGCCUUGGUAAAAACGGAUGAACAAGAAGUGAUUAACUUUCUCCUUACUACUGAAAUCAUUCCAUUGUGUCUGCGCAUCAUGGAGUCAGGAAGUGAACUCUCCAAAACGGUUGCAACUUUCAUCCUGCAGAAGAUCCUGUUGGAUGACACGGGGCUGGCGUACAUAUGCCAGACAUACGAACGUUUCUCUCAUGUGGCCAUGAUCCUUGGGAAAAUGGUUCUCCAACUAUCUAAAGAACCAUCAGCACGUCUGCUGAAGCACGUAGUGCGCUGCUACCUUCGCCUCUCGGAUAAUCUCAGAGCCAGAGAAGCCUUGCGUCAGUGUCUGCCAGACCAGCUGAAGGACAGCACCUUCGCUCAGGUGUUGAAGGACGACACCACCACGAAGCGCUGGUUGGCACAGCUGGUCAAGAACCUGCAGGAGGGCCAGGUCACUGACGCGCGAGGAAUCCCACUGGCUGCUCAGUGAUGAUGUACGAGUUUACCAUGGACACAGACGCACUCUGCCUUCAGUGUCUGAUUUGGUGUAAAUGCCGAACGUGGUGCUAAGACUCUGCAAACUAAAGGACUUGUGAAGCAGUAGAGGAAGACAUUUAUUCCUUUUGAAUGACUGCUUAAAUCUUUACCACCAAAUUAUCUGUCAGCACUUCCACUCUUAUAGUGAGGCAGAGCUAAAAAUCUGUUUUAAAUGCCUGACUGUUCCACUUUUGAUAUAUGAGAAUAAUUAAAAACCCAGUACUGAUGUACCAGCUAUGAAAGUGUACAAAUGUGUACAGAUAGAAAGGUGCCUAAGGCAACAAAUCAGUUGGAAGGCAUUUUGUGAAAGAUGGCUGUAAACAUUCAGAUUAUUUUUUUUUAAUGAAUGUAUUCAUUAAACUUGAAUUAGAACAAAUGUACUUAUGCAUAACGUACUGAAGUUCACUGUCCUGCAAGUGCUUUUCUUUAAUUCAGCAAACGAUACAUUAAAACGGACGUGGCUGUGAUUAAACGGGUGGUUGUUCAAAUGAGA
Molecule: messenger RNA, 1741 nt
Organism: Thalassophryne amazonica
Lineage: Eukaryota; Metazoa; Chordata; Actinopteri; Batrachoidiformes; Batrachoididae
Gene: cnot9
Product: CCR4-NOT transcription complex subunit 9
Exons: 8
Coding region: 302-1201 (299 amino acids)
Biological process (GO): negative regulation of translation; mRNA catabolic process
Cellular component (GO): P-body; CCR4-NOT core complex; CCR4-NOT complex
Source: RefSeq, a predicted model, not a curated record